GACCUGAAGAUCAAGACGGAAUCAAAUUACACAAAUCAAUAGGCAGUCUCAUUUGUUUUGAAGUUGUGUUUUUACACAGAAUGUCUAUGAUUAUAUCUUUUCUGUGUCAUUAAAAAUAACUACAGAACUAACUGUGUGUUAAAAAAUAAUUACAAAACUUGCAUUUUAUUGGACCUAAAUGAUCAUUGCUCUUCAAAUUUAUCAAUUGUACAAUGUAAUGCUAUUAUAUUGCUAUUUUGUACAGCAAGAUAUAAAAUUUGGUUGGAGCGUGAUGCUGUAAUAUUUCAAAAUCAUAACCAAGUAUAAAUAAUGUUAUUAUGAAAAUUAGAAACUCACUUAUAAUGAGAAGAAAUAUAGAAAAAGUGAGAAAGGAAUUUUAUUAUACAAAAGAACUUGCCAUGAUAUGUUAUAACUUGUGACUAUCGGUAAUUAUAAAAUUUUGUGUUUUCAUGCUGAAUAAUUAAAAAUAAACUAAUACAAAAUCAAAGAAUAAUUUAUUGGAACUCCCUGGAUUAUAUGGAAUGGAAAUAUUACAUCUGAUGGAAUUAUCUUGAUGUUACUUAUUGUUACUGAUGUAUAUUAUGUUUGUUCACUUUUGGUACACAAUAUGUCUUCAUUUAUAAUUAAUUUAUCUCUAAUUUACUUAUUGAACAAUCCACAUUGUGGAUCCAUUAAAAAAAAUCAAAGGUUCACUUUGCAAGUCUGCGAGUUGUGAUGUCUGUCUCACCAGGAUUACUUGAUUUACCUAAUGAAGUCUUAUUGCACAUUUUCAGUUUUCUUGAACUUGACGAUCUUAACAGGGUUUUUCUCACAAGUUGGCGAUGUAAGCAACUUUCAGAAAAUGAACAACUUUGGAAAACUUUAUGUAAAAAGCACUGGUUAUUGACAGAAAGGAAGUCAAAUUCAGAAACAUGGAAAGAAAACUUUAUUUUAUAUUACAAAGAUUUUGGUCGAUAUAUACAGUCAUAUCCGAUUAUCUUCAGUUCAUGGACUAAUUUGAUUGAUAUACUUCGCAUUCAUUCACCGAAAAUUAUAUCAACAUUAAAAGAUGGGCUCAGUGAAUCAGAUCUAGAUCAAUUUGAAGAAGAAUAUACAUGUAAGCUGCCAGAGGCAUUGCGCUUAUUCUAUAGGAUAUGUGGGGGACAGGAUUCUCAGGAUUCCAAUACUCCAGGAUUAUUUGGAAGUUUUGCAAACGUAUACGCAGUUGAUUUAAACAAUUAUAUAUUUCGUUCACUACCUUGCCUCACACAAGUCCAUUCGCAUCUAGAAAAAUCGGACGUUAAUUCUCAACUAUUGACGUUGUGUGAUACAAACUGUGGAAUUGAUUAUUGCUUGGUUCUUCCACACACUAUCUCGAAAGAAGUGACACAUAUGGAAGGUGCUCCGAAACCGUAUUCGGUAGUUUGGACAUCUGCGAACCAAAUAUUUUCUGCUUUUAAUUCUUUUGAAGAAUGGUUUUUGGAUUAUGUUGAGAAAGUUAGUUUUGGUCAAUAUCACAUUGAUGGUGGUCUCAUUUUAAGGUAUGACUAUGAACCUGAAUUUGUUGCUCAAACAGGACCGAUAACAGUGAAAGCUGGGUGGACGCGUUCACAGGCAUUGGCACACGAAAACAUGCUGUUUGAAUAUAGAAUUACAAUGUCUAUGGAUGAAGAUGCCAAACCAGCAGAUUCGUGUCGAUUGUUGGAAAGGCAUUGGAUUAUCAAGCAUUUCGAGAAUGGAAAAGAGGAGAAAGUCAGUGGGCCAGGAGUUGUUGGUGAAUUUCCUGUGAUGAAACCUGGUUCUAAGUACUCAUGGAUGAGUCGAACUUAUUUUCAGAUCUCCAGGUGGAUCAAUGGAAGGACAUUUCACAAUGCGAAAUCUCAGAACUUCAAAUAUAAUUAAAGUUGAAUGUCCAAGAUAUGUUAUGAAGCAUCCACUACCAGUAUGACAAUGCUUAUAAGACCGAAAUCUCCUGUAUAUUGUGGCGAAACGAUCAUCCUGGAUCAGAGUUCAUCAACCGGUUGUGGCAAAAACUUUGAAGGGUUUGCGGCAUCGAUAAUGUGUACUGAAUGUUAUAGCAUAUACACUAGUGCACAAUGAACUACUUUCAAGUGGUUUAAGAGUGAGUUGGCAAAUAAAGCACAACGAAUGUGUUUAAACUCAUGCACAACGUAUGUCUGGCUUUUCCCAAGUAUUUGCUACAUGCUUAUUGAAAUAACUUUUGUAGUACAUCAAUUAGCUGUAGUCCGUGAAACUGGAAAUGAUUUGGACAGAGUAAGUUAAGAAAAUGUUAUUUGGUCUUGAGGUAAUUACCUCUUAUAUCUCCAAGAGCAACUUUUAUAGUUAUUCCAAAGUAUUGUCGGUAUAAACUUGCAUAACUUUUAAACAUUGUGUUUUGUUAGUUGGAACGUAGGGUGUUUGAGGUGUACCAUUUCAA
Styela clava is the source of this 2416-nucleotide messenger RNA. RefSeq names its product F-box only protein 3-like. NCBI's taxonomy places the organism in Eukaryota, Metazoa, Chordata, Ascidiacea, Stolidobranchia, Styelidae. The record is from RefSeq and is a predicted model, not a curated record. Gene Ontology annotation, molecular function: protein binding. Gene Ontology annotation, cellular component: cytoplasm.